AUGCAGGCCAUAGUGCAAGCCGGGCAGGUCAAACCCGAGAUUCGACUCCAACAAGAGUUGCGACGGGAACAUCGACACUGGCGUUCCAAAGGCCAGCGGCUCACCUCUAUCCUCACCGCCGUUCACCGCAUCGCGCCCAUCGGUGGUAUUGUCAUUGGCGGCGCUCAGAGUCUUGCUGCCAGUGGUGUAUGGGCCGCAUUCCGCAUCUGUCUACAAAUAUCCACUGGCUAUCUCGACUAUUUUGACAAACUGUCCACACUCCUCCUGGAGAUCGGCCGCUCAGCUCCCAUUCACGAUGGACUGGCCCUCCUUUAUCAGGACGACAGCGUGCUCCAGAGUCUUCUCUGCAAGUAUCUAGUGUAUCUAGUCCAGCUCUGCCGACGGGCUAUCCUGUUCACGAAAAAGCGCCCCUUGUCGCAACUCAAGGCGUCUGUGCUCAACAGCUUCGACGUCGAGUUUGGCGAUCUGCGAGAGCGACUUAGGAUUCUGGGCGCCAUCAUCAAGGACCAUGUUGACGUCAAGUUCAAGACAAGCCAACUUCAGGAGGCAAGCCGUUCCGCCAAGUCUCACUCUUUACUGAGAGUUCUCUCUCGGGAUGCCCGACGGACGCAGUGCGAGGAGCGAAUUUUCCGUCUUUUCCAAGCUUUGUGUCGGAACCGCAGCAUGUUCGAGAGGAUCCGGAGUUGGGAGCGGAGCAAAGGUACAGCGACCUGGCUUUUCUCCAAACCCGAAUACAAGACCUGGAAAGACCAAAAGUCUUCGUCAUGCCUUCUGAUCAAAGGCAAGAUUGGCUGUGGAAAAACGGUGCUAAUGGCCAACAUCGUGGACGACCUCAUCAGGCAGCCCGAAGGCUCAUCAUCGCCGCCGAUUGGUUUCUUCUUCUGCAAGCCUGAGAUGCCCGAGUCGCUCGAGGCUCGCAGAAUUAUCGGUACCAUCACUAGGCAAAUCAUUGGUCACCCACUAUUGAGCCAUCAGCUACACAGUUACGCAGAUUCACUCACCAUGACUUCUGUCGACUCCAUGACCACGGCAAAUAUGGCUGAGAUGAUCCUCUCCAUAGUCCCUUUCAAAUUCGCGCCCAUCUUUAUACUGAUAGAUGGCUUGGAUGAAUGUUCGGACAAGGAAGUCGACGAAAUCAGAGCAUUCCUUCAACGACUAUUGGUCGAGCGAGCGUGCCUUCUCUGCACCUCUAGCCGAGGAGACAAGUUCUCCAAGUCCCUUUGCCGGGCCCUCAGGACGGAUAGUGUUCAAUAUCACUGGCUACCUUUUGAUAAUGAAAACGAGAUCCGCAACUACAUUGUCACGGAAAUGGAGAGGCGAUCCCAACGCUGGCCAGACCGGAGUAUAAUUCCUGAACUUUACGACGCCAUCCAGACCGCUCUGACCAGCCACGCCGACGGAAUGUAUCUUUGGGUUGCUCUAGUUUUAGACGAGAUCUUCCCCCAAGAUGAAGAAAUGCCUAGGCCAUCAGAUCAAGAGAUCUACGCAGCUCUACUCAACCUCCCAAAGUCGCUAGAAGAAGCAUACGACAGAUCUCUGAACCGAAUCUGGAAUCCACAACACAGCAACCUCUUGUUUCGAAUCGUUGCUGGCGCUUUUCGACCGCUGUCGCUCAGGGAACUCCAGGAAGCAAUGAGCGUAAAUCCGGGAAAGACAGACUGGGAUUCUGGGAGGAUGCCUCGAGACAUCGCUAAGCUCGUGCAGAGCGCCAGCGGCAACCUCUUGACGGUCAACGAACAGACUCUUACUGUGCACUACGUCCAUCACACUCUGUUGAGCCACCUGCAGGAAACAAAGUCCGUUCUUUCGAAGUUCCACUUCACCGCUGAGGACGCUUCGCGGACCAUGAUGGAGAUCUGCAUCACAUAUCUCAACUACGAUACCUUCCAGGCCGUGGUCAGCCGGUGCGCACCUGAGCUUACCGCGAACCCGACCAAAAUCACUGAGCAAGUCCUCAAAACCGCAAUUUCCAAUGUAUCUUUGCCAGCCCCAGUCAGUCGCCUGCUAUCAAGGAAACGAAUGCCUAGUACCACUCGGGAGAUAUCUAUAGACAUUGGGAAAAUUAUGGAAGAGGCUCGGAUUUCGGCAAUGCGACAAGAACAGUACACCCUACACACGUUCUUGGCUUACGCCCAGGAAAGCUGGCUCCAGCACUCCAAAUCUAUCAGGGAGGAUUCUAGCCCGGUAUAUCACCUAUGGCUCAACAUUGUUCGCGGUCAAGUCGGCUUACUUGAGCUGCCAUGGAGCGAUUUGAAGAAAGAGGGCCUCGAAUGGGCGUAUUUGAACUCCCACAGCGCUAUCUUGACUCUUUUCUUUUCAUACUCGGAUCCGUUGAACCUGUGGCUGUGGGACAUGUAUGGGUGGUUCCUUGGACGUGACAACAUAGCCAGACUUGGCCGGCUUUGCGAUUCUCCAGAGGCACGCCUACCUAAUGUCAAGGACAUUGUCGCUCGUGUUCUGUCCCUGAACUCCCUGAAUGCCAGCCGGGGACAAGAAUACUGUGACAUCAAAGACGAAAGCAAAUGCGUCCCCAUCGAGAACCAGGAUUCGCACUCCUAUCGGGUGCCAUCAGACCGUGACGUACACCUUGACGCGAUUAGGAGCAUCAUCAAGAUUGCUACUGACAUUGAUGAGCCGCUGAGGGAUCGUGGCAGCCCACACACCGGGAUGACACCGCUAGCGGUGGUCUGCAGCCAGUCUCAAUUCGGGCCACUCGGCGUCGGGCUCGGCGAAGCUUGGGCAGGGGAUCUCGUCAAUCUGUUAUUAGAAAAGGGAGCGGAUCCUUCCUUGGCCUCGAUAAGAUCGAACGAGACACCCUUGCUGAUUGCGACACGUAUGGGCUGGCAUGAAGGAAUACGCCUGCUCCUGGAAUACGGAGCUGAUCCCAACAAGGGCUCGCCGACCCUGACCCCGCUUGAACAAACGAUCGAUAAUCUACAGUACAUAACUUUCGACGACAGGGCCCCAAAUCCAAUCAUGGCGCAGUUUCUUCGUGCCGGCGCUAACCCCUUCCUACCUGCCCAUAGGAGUCUUAUGAGGCGUCUUCUUUGCAUCAAGUCACGGUCGGUACCAGAUAGGAAAAAUUUGGAUGUUGCACACCUCAUUCUCCUGCGAUGCCGGCAUUUGACAGAGUUCAGCUCCGCCGGCGACUACGAGGAAGCCUUGACCGAGGCGAGGGAGCUCUUGUUCACGAUCCGGCAUCACCACUGGCAGUACGAGCACAAGGUUGCUACUAUCGUCGUUUUGCUUAAGAGGAAAAUUAAGAGCAAAGACCACAAGACUGUUGAGCCAGGGAACAUCGAAUUAUAG
Messenger RNA from Canariomyces notabilis, 3309 nucleotides. RefSeq lists its product as uncharacterized. NCBI's taxonomy places the organism in Eukaryota, Fungi, Ascomycota, Sordariomycetes, Sordariales, Chaetomiaceae. Gene Ontology annotation, molecular function: protein binding. The record is from RefSeq and is a predicted model, not a curated record. The coding region runs from base 1 to 3309 and encodes 1102 amino acids. The transcript has 3 exons.